Closterium sp. Naga37s-1 is the source of this 3891-nucleotide messenger RNA. NCBI's taxonomy places the organism in Eukaryota, Viridiplantae, Streptophyta, Zygnematophyceae, Desmidiales, Closteriaceae. The record is from the annotation of a GenBank genome assembly.
AUGCGAGGGAACGUGAGCAGAAGCGACUGGCUCGUAUCGCUGUGCCCGAUCGUACCGCUUCCUAGAACCUUCGCACCGCACGUCGUCAUCCCGGAGCUCCUUACCCCGUCCUCCACGUCAGCUCACGGGGCGCCGUCUCUCCCCGUGAAUAACGGAGACACAGUCAGCGAGCAAUUCUCCGCGCGACGAGACCUUUCCAGCGAGCAAGCGACGCCGUUCUGUCGCACAUUCACAAAAGCGUCGCUGAAGUGCGCAUCGCCCGCGUCGCUCUACCAGUCGUCGUCCGUCGAGGCGGCGAUCAUUCGCCACGCGGGAUGGGUCUUCAGCGUCUUCCUAAGCGUGCUCGCGUGGAUCGCGUUGUUUCUCCGAUCCCGUUCUGUGGAUUCUUCCGGGGCGGCAGAUGCCCCUGCAGCCGCGAGCAGCAGCGGCGCCGCGUGGCUGGUGGACGUGGCGUUGGGAGUGUCGGUGUGCGCCGUCUCGUCUCUCGCCUCCGACGCGUUCCGCCUCCACCCGUUUUCCUACCCCGCGAAUAAUCGCGCGGACUGCCGUCUAAAUGCGGCAACCGGCGGCGGCGGCGGUCCGCAGGUGGUGUGGCGGUUUUUCUGCGGCAAUUUCGGCAUGAUCAUGGCGCAAUCAGGCUCGGCGCUGCACGCAUGGGGGCGCGAGCGCGCGGUGGAUGCGCUGGGCGUGCUGGAGCGCAUGGCGGCCAUCUCGUCGGAGCGCGGGGGGCAGUCGGGCGGGGUGGUGACGUUCGUGCGCACCUGGCGCGACGACAUGGCGGGCGUGCGCGUGCGCGCCAAGCCCGCCAAGCGCCAGUCGCUCUCCCACCAGCUCAUCUCCAAGUUCCGCGCUGCUCUCUUCCUCAACAGCCUCUCCGACUCCCUCUCCUUCCUCCUCGCCCUCCUCGUCCGCCCCUUCACCUACCUUCUUCAAGCCCUCCGCCUCUCCCCCUCACCUCAAGUUGCACCCAGCCAAUCAGCAGCAGCAGCGCGAGAGGGUAGCACUGGGAAAGCAGGUGACGACAGUGCGUCCUCUGUGCAUGUGUUUCUGGGGCACACGCGCUUUGCCACGUCUAGUGUGCCGUCUGUGGGGGAGACCCACCCGCACCAGUGGGUGCCCGAGAGGCGCCUGCCCCUGUGGCGCGUGCACGCGGGCACGGGCGCUAUCACCUGCGCGCCCACCAACGUGGGCGUGUAUGUGACCCACAAUGGCGACUUCGAGUUCUGGAACCUCUUUGGCAGGGACCGCACGCAUUCGGAGAUGGGGCCGUGGCUGGAGGUGGUGUUGGAGCGCGACCAGCCAGCGCAGUGCGACAGUGUCAUGAUCGCAGGCCUCAUGGACCUCCUCCGCACCCACGCCCUCUGGCUGCCCUCCAUCCGCCUCGCCUUCCACCAGACCGUGGUGAUGUCAUAUGAGGAGGUGCUGUCGCCCCAGGCCUCGCACCCCCUGCCGUGCCUCGCGGACCUUGCCCCUGUGGCUGCUGCAGCAGAGCGCGCCAUGGCACAUGUGGUGCAGGCCAUGCAGGGCGUGGGUUCUGCUGCUGCCAAGCCUGCCCCACGUGGUUCAGUGACGGCACUGCGGGCCGCCAUGGCAGGGAGAGAGGCGCUUCUAGAGGACGCCAUCCUCGCCGCCCUGCACUCCCGCCCCCUGCCCCGCCUAACCGCCUCCGCUGCUGCUGCUGCUGGCAGUGACAGCGACAGUGUAGCAGUGACUGUGGGUGCAGCUGUGGUUGAGGGUGAGGGUGAGGGCGAGGAGCUUUCAGAGGAGCCAUCACUGCUGGGGAACAGCGGGGAUGCGCAGGGGAGGGAGCAGCAGGAGCAGCAGCGGGGGGAGGCGCAGAAGAAUGAAGGGGGGGAGCUGCCGGAGUGUCUGUCAGGGCUGUCAGCGGCGCUGCUGCAGGUGUUUGUGCGGCAGGCUGUGGCCAACUUCCUAGACAAUGAUCUCUACUGGGCCGCCAAGAAGUUCCUUGAAAACGCCAAGGGUUCGUUCGGCAUGACAACGGCAUGCACAGCCGACUGCGAUCGAGUGGUGCUGGCAGCACGCAACCAGCCACUGGCCCUGGGCUUCGCCCCCCACUCGCGCACCGUGCUCUUCUCCUCUGAAUCCCACUCUCUCCUCACUCCCCUCUCGCCCGCCCCUGCUCCUGCUGCUGCUGGAAGGGGAGCGGCGGGGGGUGGCAGCAGUGGGAGGAGGAUAGCAUACCGUGUGGACCUGGAUGAGUCUGAAGGGGAGGUGAUGGAGGUGGUUAUGCGAGGACAGGGGGACAUGGUGGGUGCGCAUGGCACGGGUGGUGGAAGCAGGGGAGGCGCCGCCAAUGGUGAGGCAGCGAAGGGGGAGAACGGAUUGGCUGACGGGACUGCGAAUGGGCCGGGCAGGGAGCAGGAGGAGGAGCAGGGGGGGUGUUUGGAGCUGCCAGAGUUGGCGUUCGUGGGGGUGAAGCUGUACAGCAUCAAGCACAACAAGCCUGUCACCACGACGCAGUUCCUGCAGCGCAAGCGGCUCAUCCCAGUGGGCAACAACCCCUUCCUCGCAGCAGAUGACGAGGACACUCCCACUGACGACCUGCAUGCUGCCUGGGGCCCUGCUGCCCUCUGCUCUGCCACCCCGUCCCCCCCCCGUGACCUCGUGGAAGCAGACCUGAGGGCCAUACCCCGCGUGCUGGAGUCCAUAAGGGCGGACUGGGAGGACGCGCGGUCGCUCAACCGGCGCACGGCAGCAGCGCUGGUGGCCAUGCUGCAGGCCAAGGCAGAGGCAGCGGCAGCAGCAGGGGAGGCGGCGGGGGGCAUGAGCCGCAAGGAGAUCGACGUGCUUGUCACGGGCGUGGAGACGUCGCUCUGGGUGGGCGAGCAGUUCGCUGCUGACCUGCAAAACUGUUUCCCCCAGCUGCGAGUGGUGGCAGUGAGCGCCAACAAGUGGGCGCUGCAUGUGUUGGAGACGCCCAUGGCAUGGGCCAUCAGCUCGCUCUACAUCUUCAUAGCUGUGGUGUUUGCCGUGCCCAUCUUCACCUCCAUCGCCAAGGCCAUCCCCACACAAAGCACCACAGCAGCAGACGCGCUACUCUACACAGCACGCGCACUCGACGCCCUGCUCUUCUGCUUCCUCCCGCUCAUCAUCGCCCUCCCUCUCCGCAUCCUCACCGGCCGCGACCUCCUAGCCCGCCUGGGCAAGCGCACAGUCGUCAUAGCCGACGUGCCCUGGGUGCACCAAUCCCUCGAAGUCUACGUCUCCAAGCUCUUCGCUCUCAGCUACUGGGUGGCUGGGCUGGACGUGCAUGGGGCGAGCCCCAUAGAUCAUCUGGUGCACAGGUUUACUCACAGAGUGUGCCGCGGCACGCUGCUGGCGUUUGGGCGCCCGGACGGGAGGCUGUGCUCGCAGUCGCGGUGUGAGAGCUGGGUGCUCAUGGCGCUGCUGCAGGCGCGGACGAUUGUCAGCCUGGGGUGCGGUGCUGAGGUCAUCACUGUUGGCCACAACCCGUACCACGCGCGGUCGCUGGUGAAGCGGCACGUGGUGCUGCCGUCCAACCGCCCCAAGUUCCUGUGCGAGAAGCUGCUGGGCGUUGACGACCUCGAACCCAUGAAGCGCAUGGCAACGAGAGAGCACGUAGUGUCCACAACAACCGGCAAGAACCCCUUUGAGACACUUGACUCUCAGGUGGUGGGGCUGCAUCUCUGCGACGAGGGCACGGUGCAGAAAGCCAGAAAGCUUGGGCUCUCCAUGCUAGCGCACGGGCUGAGGGACAUCAGCACAGCAGACGCGGAGGACCCGGGGAACCGAGAGGCCAUUCUGAGUGCGCUGGGCGGGGACGUGAACAACCUGCUGCACUCGCAGGCGCCCAUCGAGGACAUCUGUGAAAACCGCUUCCUCUCCCUCGAACGCCUCAUCGCCUUCCAC